AUCUGACACCAUCUAAAGCAUUUUGCCUCUCUAACUAAUUAGGUAAAGACCUAAUUAACUUUUCUCAUUCAUAAAUCUUCUCCAAAUACAAAUCUAAUUUAGAUUUGAAUUUUGCAGCAGGAUCUAAUUAUUCUUGGAUACAAACUGAUCAAUCACUAAGAAGACGACGAAUCUAUUUUAAUAAAUUCCAACCGAUAAUGGAUACAUGGUGGUCUGAAAUGGAGACUAGCAAUAUGAAUGAUCACAACUUUGUUAAUCAGAGCCAGACGAUGACACAAUUUAAUGAAUUUCCUUUCAAUUCUAAGCCCUUUUCUACUUUUUCCCCUCCUCCUCCUCCUCCCUCCAAUGUAAUUUCUAAUUACAGCUACUCCAAUUCAAUGUCAACCAAAAAUCAAUUCGAAAAUUUGAACACCUUUAAAGUCGUUAAGCGUGAGGUUCCAUCUGGAACUACAAUAAACUUCUCUUCUUCCGUUAAUUCUAUGGAGGAUUCUGAUUUUGGUGAUAUCGAGGCCGCCAUGGGAUUUGGUGCUGCUAUUACGACUACUACUGAUCAGAAGAAAAGUUACAAUAGAACAAGUGUUCAGGCACAAGAUCACGUUCUAGCUGAAAGAAAGCGAAGAGAACGCUUAACUAAGCGUUUUAUAGCUUUAUCUACCCUCAUUCCAAACCUCAAGAAGUUGGACAAAGCAACAGUACUGGGAGAUGCUAUCCAAUAUAUAAAAGAGCUGGAAGAACAAGUAAAAACCCUUGAGGAAAAAAACAAGAAAUGUAGUGAGGAACCGGUGAUUCCACCAGCAAAGAGACCUCGAUUGGUCUCCAGUUGUGCCGAUUCAUCGUCGUCCGACGAAAUAUCAAGUGUUAGUACAGUCUGCACAGAUCGAUCAUUGCCAGAUAUUGAAGUUAGAGCUUCAGAUGGAAAUAUUUUGAUAAGGAUUUAUUGCAAAAAACAAAAUGGGAUGAUGAAGGAAAUAUUCAAUGAAGUGGAAAAACUUCAUCUUUCUAUCAUUAGUUGCAGUGUUAUGCCUUUUGGCUACAACACUUCCCACGUGACCAUUAUUGCUCAGAUGGAUCAUAAAUUAACAAGCAAUACACCAAAUCAUGUUGCAAAUAGAAUCCGAGCGGCGAUGGUGAAAGAAGAAGCCAACUCCUUUACAGCAUAGCGAUGAAGAUUAUAUAAUUAGAAGUUAAUUAAGGUCUUUAAUUUGUUUAGAAUAUAAUUAAGUGUAAGUUGUGCAGAUCUGUUUUUGCGGAUCGGAUGAACAUCACCUGGAGGUGGGGUCAUAAUGACUUGGUUUAGGGUUAAUGGUUUCCAUAAUUGGAUGCUUUAAUUUGCUUUUUUGUGGGUUAAAAAAUUGAACCCCGUUUUGCAAUUAGCUCACGUGCUAAAAAUUGAGACUUGGCUCUUGUCUUUUUGACAAGUUAUGGAA
Solanum pennellii is the source of this 1427-nucleotide messenger RNA. Its product is annotated as transcription factor bHLH18-like. The record is from RefSeq and is a predicted model, not a curated record. Gene Ontology annotation, molecular function: protein dimerization activity. NCBI's taxonomy places the organism in Eukaryota, Viridiplantae, Streptophyta, Magnoliopsida, Solanales, Solanaceae. Bases 198 to 1160 code for a protein of 320 amino acids. The transcript is spliced from 4 exons.